Molecule: messenger RNA, 923 nt
Organism: Impatiens glandulifera
Lineage: Eukaryota; Viridiplantae; Streptophyta; Magnoliopsida; Ericales; Balsaminaceae
Product: probable prolyl 4-hydroxylase 6
Exons: 6
Coding region: 9-923 (304 amino acids)
Biological process (GO): peptidyl-proline hydroxylation to 4-hydroxy-L-proline
Cellular component (GO): endoplasmic reticulum
Molecular function (GO): iron ion binding; procollagen-proline 4-dioxygenase activity; L-ascorbic acid binding
Source: RefSeq, a predicted model, not a curated record
UUAAAUCCAUGGAUUCUCCUCUUAUUUUCAUCUUCCUAGUUUCCUUGCUCCUUCUUCUUCUUCUUCCUUCUUCUUCUUCAUCGUUCAAAGUUAACCCUUCCCGCGUCACUCCAAUUUCUUGGCAUCCCAGGGCCUUUAUCUACAAAGGAUUUCUUAGUGACGAUGAAUGCGAUCAUUUGAUUAGCCUAGCAGGGGGGAAACUGGAAAAGUCAAUGGUGACUGGCGACAAGGACGAUGAAAGUGUGUUGAGUUUAGCAAGAACAAGCUCUGGAAUGUUUCUACUAAAGGCCCAAGAUAAAAUAGUUGCAGACAUUGAGAAAAGGAUUGCAUCUUGGACAUUCCUUCCAGAAGAAAAUGGGGAAUCCCUCCAAAUCCUGCGUUAUAAGCUUGGUGAGAGGUAUGUACCACAUUAUGAUUAUUUUUCCAACGAGGAAAUCUUUCUAGGACCGAGUGGCAACCGCAUUGCUACGGUAUUGAUGUACUUGACUACCGUCCACAAGGGUGGGGAAACUGUUUUCCCCUACUCAGAUUCAUACCAGGUUGAUAACAAAUGUGGCUAUGACGGUUAUGCAGUGAAGGCUCGAAAGGGAGACGCGCUGCUGUUCUUUAGUUUGCAUCCGAACUCAACAGCAGAUUCGUUUAGCUUGCAUGAAAGUUGCCCAGUAAUUGAGGGUGAGAAAUGGUCUGCCACUAAAUGGAUUCAUGCUAGAUCAUAUAAUAAGAAGAAGAAUGAUGAUGAUUGCGAAGAUAAGAACAGCAACUGUCCAUCAUUGGCUGCUAAAGGUGAAUGCAUAAGGGAUAGUGUCUUCAUGGUGGGUUCCCAGCAUAAACCCGGAAUUUGCAGGAAAAGCUGUAGAGUUUGCACAUCCAACAACAACACGGGAUCACAAACAACUAAACAUACUACUACUCAUGAUCAGUGA